AUGCUAGCCCACGAUUUUCUGAAAAAAGACGACCGUACUUUCAAACCGACUUCCUCAUCACGGUCGGCAUGGUAUUUUUGCGUCCUCGUGCUGACGAAAAUUCUCCGAUGUAUCGGCAUAUUCUUUCUUGAUAUUUUGGUUAAAGGUGUUCAUGUAGUUAGCCUUUUAUGGCUCGUGAAAAUAUGUGCAUCAGCACUUCUUCUACCUAUCCAGAAACCUCUUUCACAUGGACAUACCUUAAGGAGACCAACGUUUGUACGUAUCGCAAAAUUGGCAAUUGUCAAUUGUUUAAUAGAAGUACUCUGGUUCUAUGGCAUUACUUUUUGUGGGCCAUUGAGGUCCGUAUUAGUUUUUGAGCUGAGCCCUUCCGUUUUGUUGGUAGCCAUGGCCUCCAUUUUUAAGGGGAACUCGUCGACAGCGAAAAGUCGCGGUCUAUUUUUUCUAGUCAUAGGAUAUUUAUCGCUUUUGUUAUUGGAUCGAGAUCACUCAAUAGAAGAUCCUCACGAUGUAACUCAUGGUCAUCAUAGUGGACUGAAUCAUUUAUUUUACCAUCUUAUUGCUACGUUUGGUGUGAGCGAUCAUCAAGGAGGCGUAGCUAUUUUGUUCCUAGCUUUGGUUCUUCGCAUUGGGUAUGAUAAUUCAUUCCGUCACCUUGCGGUUGAGAUAGGUGGGCCAAAGCGAUUGUACUCUCUCUCUGUUAUUGCUUCGUUGACGCAUUUUAUUAUUCUACUUUUCAUUGCAACAGUUUUUGUUAUGGUCCUCGAUUUUUACGCGGAAAGCGUAUGUUUCCAGCACGUAGCUGAUCCCGUAAUGGCAGCGGCUCGAUGGUCUCCUGUGACGAUGUUCAGUUGUGCUCUUGGUUUGGCUUGGGUGUGGUAUGCCGGUCAGGGAUUGGAAGACCAUCAUGUGACCUCCGGCGUUACUAUUACCGUAGUAGCGUUCGUUUUAGCUUCGGUGUCGUUAACAUCCGCUAGUGGUCCAAAGCAUAGAGGC
Molecule: messenger RNA, 993 nt
Organism: Haemonchus placei
Lineage: Eukaryota; Metazoa; Nematoda; Chromadorea; Rhabditida; Trichostrongylidae
Source: the annotation of a GenBank genome assembly